Ilyonectria robusta is the source of this 1104-nucleotide messenger RNA. RefSeq lists its product as uncharacterized. The transcript has 2 exons. Gene Ontology annotation, molecular function: DNA-binding transcription factor activity, RNA polymerase II-specific; RNA polymerase II cis-regulatory region sequence-specific DNA binding. Lineage: Eukaryota; Fungi; Ascomycota; Sordariomycetes; Hypocreales; Nectriaceae. The record is from RefSeq and is a predicted model, not a curated record. The coding region runs from base 1 to 1104 and encodes 367 amino acids. Gene Ontology annotation, biological process: regulation of transcription by RNA polymerase II.
AUGCAGUCAUUGCACUUCGAGACGGACUUACGGUUCGACAUGGACGAGACCUUCAACAUGUGCAGCCAGCCCAUGACAUGCCCCUCUACCUCGACCAGCUUCUCAUCCGCCUCAUCAACCUACGAUCCUUUUACCCCCAACUCUCGACGAUCAACACCGCAUGAGCUGAGCACGCUAGAAUUCGAUGGAACCUACACCGGUAUCCACCGAGUCGACCUGACUCCCCCAGCGACCAUGAGCAAGUUCAUGUUCGGUCCCGUCAAGAUUGAGUCUGACCACCUGCCCUUCCCCGAAGUCCUACCUGGCACUCCCAUGAAGCGAGAGCCCAUGCCUUUCGACUACGACCACAUGCUCGAGAUGAACAUGGCCCAGAACGCUUCCAUGGGCUCGCUAACGCCAUCCAACUCCUUCGGCAUGUAUGCCAUCUCCCCCAUCUCCCCCGAGGCCAUUGGGGCCACCUCAUUCAUGAUGACUCCCACACAAAGCCUCUCUGGCUCCGAGGCCGCAGACACCUCUUCAUCAUGGUCGUGCGCCAACGACAGCCCAAUUUCCUUCUUCCCCAACAAGCAGCAAUUGUCUGGCGAAUUGGACGUCAUCGACCUUGACCGACACUCCAUGUCGCCCUAUCACUUUCACGACCAGACCUCGCCCAACCGGAUGCGAGCGGAGCGAAAGAUGAUGGUGCAUGAUAUUCAACGCAAGACCCACGAGCUCCAGCGCGUCCAGGUCCGCCCAACAAGGAAGCGAUUAGUCGACAAGCCUCAGGGCCCUUCCGUGGAUGUGGUCCGAAGGGCCAUGUGCAAGUGCGACUACCCCGGCUGCCACAAGGCGUUCCGCCGCAACGAGCAUCUCAAGCGUCACAAGCAAACUUUUCAUGGCGAGGGACCUAACCGGUUCUCCUGCGAGUUCUGCGGCAAGGACCAAUUCAACCGCCAGGACAACCUCAACAACCACCGCAAGCUGCAUGCUAGACCCAACAGCCGCAAUCGUGGCGUCGAGUUCAUCCCCGCAGCGGUGCCCAUCAUUGAGCAAGAGGAGCGGAGCCGGAAGCGUCGAGCACCCUCCAAGGCGAAGUCAGCCGACAAGCGGGGCUCCGAGUACUAG